Messenger RNA from Leptonychotes weddellii (Weddell seal), 741 nucleotides. It is a transcript of the gene LY6G6C, whose product is annotated as lymphocyte antigen 6 family member G6C. NCBI's taxonomy places the organism in Eukaryota, Metazoa, Chordata, Mammalia, Carnivora, Phocidae. Gene Ontology annotation, cellular component: external side of plasma membrane; protein-containing complex. The record is from RefSeq and is a predicted model, not a curated record.
CUGAAACCAAGAACCAAAAUGGAGUUGGCCACGAGUGUACCUACCUUCCACUACCUCUCUCUCCCAUCCCUACUCCCUCACCCAGCUCUGCUUAGUCCCUCCCCACCCCUGGUCAUCUGGGUGUAAAUGGGGAGGGAGGGGCCACCAGAGGCAGGGAAGGGAGGGACCGUUGGGAUUAUAAAUUCCAAAAAGGCCACUCGACUCCCAGAGCUGGAUCCCUGAAAAUCUACUCUAUCAGCUGCUGCACUUGCUACCAUCCUCUGGACCCUCAUCAUGAAAGGCCUUCUGCUGGUCACCCUGUCGGCUCUGCUCUGCUGGGUCUCAGCUGACAUUCGCUGUCACUCCUGCUACAAAGUCCCUGUGCUGGGCUGUGUGGACCGGCAGUCCUGCCGCCUGGAACCAGGACAACAGUGCCUGACAACAAAUGUGUACCUCGGUAAGAUGUGGGUUUUCUCCAACCUUCGAUGUGGCACACCGGGAGAGCCUUGUCGGGAGGCCUUCAACCAAACCAACCACAAGCUGGGCCUGACCUAUAACACCACCUGCUGCAGCAAGGACAACUGCAAUAGCCCAGCCCCUCGGCCCACCCCAGCGCUGACCCCUGUGCUCCUCGCCUCUGUGGCUGGCCUUGGCCUCUGGCUGCUGCACUGAGACUCACUCCGUCGCUGCCCCUCCUCCCACCUGCCUUAGGCUGCGUUUGGCCCUGUGUCUCCUUGUCCCUCGGCUCCUUACACUGGUCUC